AUGGCAAAGAUCUCAGAUCCUCUUGUUGUUGGAAGAGUCAUUGGAGAUGUUAUUGAUUGUUUCACACCCAGUGUUAAAAUGACAGUGACUUACAACUCCAGCAAGAAGGUGUAUAAUGGGCAUGAGCUAUAUCCUUCCUCUGUAACCGUCAAGCCUAAGGUUGAAGUUCAUGGAGGCGAUAUGAGAUCUUUCUUUACACUGGUCAUGACUGACCCAGAUGUUCCAGGUCCUAGUGAUCCUUACCUGAAGGAGCACUUGCACUGGAUAGUCACGGACAUCCCAGGAACAACUGACAACACAUUUGGAAAGGAGGUGGUGAAAUAUGAAAUGCCGAGGCCAAACAUAGGGAUCCACAGGUUUGUGUUCCUUUUGUUCAAACAGAAAGGUAGGCAGACAGUGAUUCCUCCUCCUUCGAAGGACCAUUUCGACAGUCGAAAGUUUGCAGAAACAAACGAGUUCGGGCUUCCGGUGGCUGCUGUCUUCUUCAAUGCCCAGAGGGAAACUGCUGCAAGAAGACGCUAA
This is a messenger RNA of Fragaria vesca subsp. vesca, 522 nucleotides long. Its product is annotated as CEN-like protein 2-like. Bases 1 to 522 code for a protein of 173 amino acids. Gene Ontology annotation, cellular component: nucleus; cytoplasm. The transcript has 4 exons. Gene Ontology annotation, biological process: vegetative to reproductive phase transition of meristem; negative regulation of flower development. NCBI's taxonomy places the organism in Eukaryota, Viridiplantae, Streptophyta, Magnoliopsida, Rosales, Rosaceae. The record is from RefSeq and is a predicted model, not a curated record.